AUGUUCCUGAUUGUGGCAUUUUAUUGCAGAGUUGAUGACAAUAGAUGCGUGAACUCCAAAGGUCAGGAAAUUGAAACUGGUCAAGAUAUCAUGGAUGGCCAGGAACAAAUGGAGUUGAAGUUCAGUGGGAGUAGUGAAGUUGGUGGUCUGGAACUGUGCAUUGUGUGCGGUGACAGAGCUUCUGGGAGACAUUAUGGUGCAAUAAGUUGCGAGGGAUGUAAAGGAUUCUUCAAGCGGUCCAUCCGCAAGAAAUUAGGCUACCAGUGUCGCGGUAGCAUGAACUGUGAGGUAACCAAGCACCAUCGCAACCGAUGCCAGUACUGCCGCCUACAGAAGUGUUUAGCAUGCGGGAUGAGAAGUGACUCGGUCCAGCAUGAGCGCAAACCCAUUGUGGACAAAGCCAAAGCUGGGGAACGAGAUGGCAUGCACGAUAGACAAGCAGCCUACUCCAAAUUCUUAGGAUUAACAGGACAGGGGCAACCAGGACAGGUAGCUCCUAAAGAAGAGCCCAAUGAGGGAUUCGGCGCCGUGUCCCCUGCCGCGCCCGCCAUCAACUUCGCCCUCGCAGCCGCCGUUGCAUUCAACAAAGGCAAUCCAGUGCCUCCAUACCUAGCUCCGGGUAACCCAGGUGACAUUGAGGGCGCUAGGCGUCAACAUCUGAUGUUGCAAACACAACUCGCCAAAAAUCUUUUUAAGAUUGGACAGUUUGGUGCAAUUAAUGACUAUAUUCAAUCGACGUAUGGCGCCACUCCACCAGAAGUACCUCUAGCAGCUUUACACGCUGCUGCCGAAACACAACAGUCGGAAGAGAGCGAGGCGCUGCUGCUGGGCGCCCUGUCGCUGAGCGUGGCGCUGCCUGCGCCGGCGCCGCCGCACCUGCGCCUGCACGCCGCGUGCGAGGCGGGCGCGCGCCUGCUCGCCGCCAUCGCGCGCUGGUUCAAGAGCGUGCCGGCCGCCGCCACCCUGCCAUACGAAAUACAAGUGACACUUCUGAAGAAAUGCUGGCCGGAGUUGUUUGUCCUGUCGCUAACGAUGUACUCGCAGCAGCUGUCUCUUAACACACUCCUGCCGCAGAUGGAGAACCACCUGCAGUCCAUGCUGAGGGAGAGGGCCACCAACGACUGUGUUGACAGGUCCAGUGACCUGAACAUGCCAGAGGUGUGUGCGGCGGACUACUCGGAGUGGCGCGUGGCGGAGGUGAGCGCGUCGCUGGCGCGGCUGCAGCAGCUCGUGGCGCGCGCAGACGCGCUGCGCCUCACCGAGCGCGAGCACGCACACAUGCGCGCGCUCGUGCUCUUCUCGCCCGAUGGUGUAACCGACAUUUUAACCCGUAAACUUCACGACUACCAAAUCAAAGUGCUCCGUUCUCUCCGCUCCUGCUGUCAACCGGACGAGGAUCGCUUAGCCACCCUCUUGCUCCAGCUGCCGGUACUGAGAUCGUUCCCGGGGCCUUUCAUAGAGGACGUAUUCUUCGUGGGCUUCGUGGGCGAUGUCAGUAUUGAUGACGUCAUACCGCAGUUGUUAAACAACGAGCAUUAA
Arctia plantaginis is the source of this 1539-nucleotide messenger RNA. Lineage: Eukaryota; Metazoa; Arthropoda; Insecta; Lepidoptera; Erebidae. The record is from the annotation of a GenBank genome assembly.